Marchantia polymorpha subsp. ruderalis is the source of this 3272-nucleotide messenger RNA. The record is from the annotation of a GenBank genome assembly. Lineage: Eukaryota; Viridiplantae; Streptophyta; Marchantiopsida; Marchantiales; Marchantiaceae.
AAGAGAAUGUGUCAGCUUCGUCCUCCGAGCUCCACUCCCUCACUCCUCCUCUCACCUACUCGCACUCUCCUCUCUCUCUGUCUCUCUAGUACUCCUCGGAUUCGCCCCUGGGUGUUUCGUUUGGAUUAGGUUGGGUGGGCUUAACCCCCCGCCUCGUGCCGAUUUCGACCGGGAAUUGGAGAGUGUCUGCGCAGCUGGAUGCAUACGCUUCUUGAUUUUCUUCAGGAUGCGGAUGGUGCUCGGGAGACUUGUCAGCUGGCUCGCAAGCUGGGCCUCAGGUAGCAGGUAGUCAGCUGGUCUCUUGAGUUCAGUCGAGUUCUGGCUGGUUUGGGAUUUCAGAAUGUGCGGUCUGCUCUGCAGCUCGUCGGGAGUAAGACGAUCAACUCGAACGACACGCGAUUUCAGAGGAACGUCGUGCGCGGGAUUCUGGAUAAGUAGGGAGCUGCAAUGAUUACAAGACGUGGACCCUUCUCCCUCUGCGUGAUUCUGUAAACUGUCACUUAGCAUUUCCCUGAUGUGCAAGUCAUGAUUCAAGGACGGGGUGUAGACUCAGCUGUGGAAACCUGCCUGUCGCCCAGCAUUUUGGGCCUUGCAAAUGUUGCGCGUAACUCAAGAGUAGGGUUCAACCUCUUGUGAUUUUAGCAUCCUCAAGGCUCCUUGAAAGCUCUGUCGUCCCGUCGACACACAAGCAAGAAUGUGAGACGUUCAUAAAUCUUGGCAAACAAAUUCCCGAAAACGAGACUGCUCUUGCGUCGGACUGCUGUCAUGGCUAGCGGAAGCAUGCACGUCAGAACGGGGAGUCUGAACGGGAGAUCGGUCAGGAAUCCGAACCAUGUCCGACAGCCCUCCGACAUCGACAGUCUGUCUCCGGAAGUAGUUGCAGCUCUGCAAUCAACCUUCGGUGGGAGGCUGAGCGAAUUGAGGUCUCUAAACUCGCUGCCCAAGAGGACGGAACCGGAGCCUUCUCCACUGAAACCACCAGUGAUCGAGGAAUGGGACGAAGAAGAAGACUCAGACAGGGAAGGGAAGUAUCUGGUGGCAUCGUAUGUGACCGGCAUCCUCAUCUCCGUCAUCAUCCUAUUCACAGCGGGCAGAGGCAACAACGAGGAUGCGGCUUGCGGAGGUGGAGUCGAGAGCAGUUGUGUGCGCCUCUACGGAUACAUUCUGCCCAUCGGAGUGUCGGGGAUCAGCCUGCUCGUGGCACUGGUUCUCUCGGUGUUCGAUGUGGCGUUCGGAGUGUACAAUGUGCUCAGCACCACGGAGAAGUACUUCCUCCAAGCUGAUCUCAGGCUGUCGGACAUCCCUCAGGUGGUGAUGGCUUACACGAUGGACGUGGGAUUCGUGAGCGUGGCGAUGUCGCUGCUCUGGAUGGCUCGAGCGACGACGGUGGACCCGAUGUUCACGCUCUGCUACGAGGGGCUCAAGGUGUACUGGACGUUCGGGCUGAUUCUCAUGGGGGCUGUGAUUUUCUGGUGCGCUGUGCAGUCGGUGCGGGACCCCGAGUCCACGCACCAGUUCAUGAAACGAGCCGCCAGAGUCGUGCUAGCGCUCCUGCUCGUGUUCGCGCUGAGCUCCGCGGUGUACUAUGCGCUGGCGCCGGCGCAUCCGAGGCCCCCGUGCCCCGACCCCGACGCGGCGCCAGCGAACGCGACGGGCGAGGCCCCCCCUCUCCAGCUCUACCCCGGCUGGUGGUGGGAGCCCGAGCCGCCCAAGCCCGCAGCGCAGCCUCUGCAGCUCUUCCUCCCGGCCCCUGCCGUGGACCGAGCGCAAUGCCCAGCGCGUCAGAGCCUGCCCCAAUGCCGGCCCCGGGAAGAAGACGAUCGGGGAAUGUGCGAGGCUCGAUACGAUGGCGGAACAUGCGAGCCGAGGCCCGAGCAGGGAAUGUGCGAAGCUCGGUACGAGGAGGAGGAUCGAGGAAUGUGCGAAGCUCGGUACGACGAGGAGGAUCGAGGAAUGUGUGAAGCGAGGUACGACGAGCGCGGAAGCUGCGAGCCGAGGGCGGAGGAAGGAGUGUGCGCCCCGAGGCACAACGAGAUGUGCGAGCCGAGGAAUUCGCCGGAAUGCGAGUGGCCGUGGCUAAAGCAGGUUCAGGUGUACGAGCGAGGGGAUAAGUGCCGCUACGACUAUCCGCAGUGCGACUGGCCGCUGAUCAAGCGGGUGCAGGUCUACGAGAGCGAGCUCGUGUGCAAGUACUCGUGCCCGAGCUGCGACUGGCCGCUCGUCAAGCGCAUUCAAGUGUACUCUCGAGCGGAUCGGUGUGGCACCUUGACGCAUCCCGAGUGCGACUGGCCCCAUCUGAAGCAGAUUCAGCGGUACGAAGCGAAAGGGCGAUGCUUGCGGGGCGACCGACCGCAUUGCGACUGGCCCUUUCUGAAGCAGAUCCUCUCGUACGAGCCGUGGGACUUGUGCUCCGCGCUCCAUCAUCGAGAAUGCGUCGCCCAUGAAGGCAACGAGUCCUCAUGUGCCGCUGCGUAACAUUCCGUCUACCGCCCCCUGAUUCAUACGUUCAUAAUACUCGGGGGCAAGGAUCUGUCAUGACUGCGACGGGACGCGGGACGAGAGAGCAUAUUCGGGAAAAUUACAGGAUCGCCUUUUGUGAUUGGAUUGAGCUUUGGAUCUUCCACGUGCCUCUAGGGUAAUAAAUGAAACCUAUGAAAGCUCCAGCGAAUUCCAGCUGGCUUGUGAGACUGAAGCUGCUAUGCCCAAUAUGGAUUUGCUGGCCGGGCUUCACAAAUUCCACCGUCGCGCACGGAAAGGACCAAUGAUGUAUAACGAACGACGGCUAUGUACAUGAACUUGUCGGGUUUGGGCUUUUGCAACUUGGGCUGAAAGCACUGCCAUGACUUUUUACUCCGAGCCCGCACGGAACUUGUUUUGUCAGACUGCGGCGCAAUCAUGCGCCCUCGCGUGAUACGCACUCGGCCGAAAGAAGUCCUCCCCUCCAGUAGUUAAGAUCCUUCGCUGAAUCUCGCAGACCGAUCGUCCUGUCAGAAACUCUGCAUUCCUCUGACGAGAGAUGCUCCCGUGCCACGUCCGAGUCUCGUCACGCGCGUCCGAACAUGUGCCUGUGAUGGUAGAUCUUCCUCGUCCGACUAACCGAACACUUCAUCGGUCCCCCGGUCUUCACGCAACUGGCGAAAGGGAGCCUAUAGAAGGGAUCAAGGCAGAAGGAAUUCGAGAAUCUUCUGAAAAGUUUAGCCACUCGCAGACGCUUACCCACCACGAUUGUUGGAACCAUUUUCCAUCGUCAAGGGGUCCUGAUCAUUGAUAUC